UCAGCUACACCAUCCUCUCUGUCAAACAGGAGAGAAUUAUGGAGGAGCUGGAUGAUGAAGCCAAGAUCCACAUCAUCAGAGGACCUCGGACCGGAGCCAACUCCUGACGACGCUGACCAUAAACUAUCCUGGAAUCACUGUUCCCUCAAUGCAGGGCAGGGGAUCUGUGUGUGACUUCCAUAGUGUGUAUGGUGACAUACUAACUUACAUACUACUCUAAUUCAUAUGAAGACACCACAGAUUCUUUCAUUGAUUAUUUUCUGUUUGGAAAUACAUCAAAUCUGUUGGAACUGUUCAUUUCUGAACUCUUUUCUGCAUUAAGGUAAACCUACUGUGAAUCAAGCUCGACAUGUUGUGGAAAAAAUGCUGUGCUAAUGCUAUGUACAGGUCCAUAACUUCCAAAUCAAUUACUAAUCAUUUCUAAGACACUUCCUCAAAGAACUCUUUAAUUUGGUACUAAUUAUUACUAACUUAUUAUUGUACAGAAACGGUGUUCAGUUGGUAUAUUUCCAAUAAAUUAAAUGUAAUUUGUGAUCA
This is a messenger RNA of Morone saxatilis (striped sea-bass), 537 nucleotides long. Its product is annotated as cytochrome c oxidase assembly factor 3 homolog, mitochondrial. Gene Ontology annotation, cellular component: mitochondrial inner membrane. Lineage: Eukaryota; Metazoa; Chordata; Actinopteri; Moronidae. Gene Ontology annotation, biological process: mitochondrial respiratory chain complex IV assembly. The record is from RefSeq and is a predicted model, not a curated record.